Acanthaster planci (crown-of-thorns starfish) is the source of this 4127-nucleotide messenger RNA. RefSeq lists its product as uncharacterized. The record is from RefSeq and is a predicted model, not a curated record. Lineage: Eukaryota; Metazoa; Echinodermata; Asteroidea; Valvatida; Acanthasteridae.
GAGAAUCCAGAAUUUUCGAGAUCUGUGGAAAACGCCUCAAAGUUCACGCACUGAGAAUUUUUUGCAUGAAUGGCUAAGAACGGUUUGAUGUGAAGCUUGAAAAAAAGUAAAAUACAUUUGCUUCUUGUAUUCCACAACAAGUUUGUGUUGCAGCCCAAGAGGAUAAAAGUAACAAAAAGUACAUAAUAAUGUGAGUUUGCUUAUGUCUAGUACCCCAGCAUUAAACAGAGAGAAAAAGCCUGGAGAGACAGAGAGAGGGCGCUCGCAACCACACCGUUACCACUGACAUUUUCUCAGUGCAUAAGGAAAUUGUGGCACUGGCCAACGAGCGUUUUUAAUUGUACCAGUGGCCACAUGUUCGUCACUCCUGUAGGUGUGAUUUAAUAAGUUUGCUUUUGAGAAAUGUUACUUUUCAAUUUGCAGCUCACGCAAUUAUUUUUACCUUUACGUGUAAAGAGCAACUCAUUUACUCAUUGUCACUUAAAGGAUAUUUGUUAUCGGUUGAGUCAACUUGCCUUCCUCGAGCUUAGCCCCGCCCCCCCCCAAUUUUUUUGAGCUGUUUGGCAGAACAGCGAGCAUACAGCAGCUGGAAACCAUGCACUGGCAGACACACAACACCGCUGCAUGGGCACCUUUUUAUGCUGAGAAACUAAUUUCUGUGCUCGCCACUUUUUGCCGUUUUUAUAGCAAAACUAGUAUUCAUUGCUUUGCCAACGCUAUCUACCGAAUGCAGCACUUCUACCUCCCUAGCCCAUAACAUGGGCACGAGAUAACGACGUCAAUAAACUAGUUUCAAGUGUAGAAUACACAUGGGUUGGGCCUGAUAGCAUGUGUACUGCAGAGUAUAAUGUGCAAUGGUGUGCAACCCACAAACUCGCAAUCAAUAUAGCGAAGGCCACUAUUAUUGAAUCAAUACAAUAUUGUUGCCCAUAUGCGCGCACACUAUAUAUCCUUUUUAACCACCUGUAUUGUCAAUGUUCAUCCAACAGCACAGCAUGACCUGUGUAGGUCACUAGUGCUGUACACGUAGGCGUAGCAGGCUUUCAUGACUGCCGCUUCGGUUUCCAUUAGCCCUAGCUAUCUUUGGCAACAGUUUACCAGUACAGAACGAAGGUGAUUUCAGUACAGUGAUUAAGAUCGACCCCGUCAUCCUCACGGCCAUCAAGACGAUGAAAAGUACUCACAGAAUCGGAUUUGUUUGAGGCUUUCCUCGUCAACUGAACAGGGGGCAAACCGUUUGGAAACGAGAUAUAUUUGAGGCGUUUUAGGCGUUGUAGUGUGGAUUGCCUUGACAGCAUCACCAUCGAACUCAAGAAGUCGCAACAUCCAUCAACAUCGCAUCCGCUAAGAAGGCGGCCAUGUUUUACUCACGAGCUAAACUGGCCAUAUGUUUCAUUUCAACAAGGUUAAACUCAACGCGAUAGCUCCCCUGUCAAGUGCGUUUAUUCUCCAUUCAAUAUAUAAUAACUAUUAUAACAAACGAAGUUAUCGUAUAUGAAAUAUUAAGGAUGGGAAAUCCGAUAGAGUACGACCCAAAUGAGCUAAUGAAAUUGAAGGAACGUUGUGAGAUUAUCUUCAACGCAGAUCCAUCGCAGUACUUAACGGAGCCCAGCAUUAUUCGAUUCCUGAAAGCGUUUAAGAAUGUAGAUGACUCCUUCGGGGCCAUCUUAAAGUGUAACCAAUGGAGGAAAGACUACGGAGUUGAAACAAUCAACCCUACGUCUUGUCCGGAAGUUGAUGCUGAGCUCAGCACCAGAAAAGUGGAGCUACUUCGGCACCGCGACCGGCAUGGAAGACCAAUGAUUUUGCUACGGGUAAGACAUCACAAAGUGGCAGAAAAGAACAAAGAAGCCUUGACAAAAUGCAUGGUAUACAUUCUGGAAUCAGCAUGCAAGAAGUGCAAUGAAGAUGUUAUUGACAACGUUUGUGUACUGUUUGACAUGCGUAAGUUCAGCAUGGCCAGUAUGGACUACGACUUUGUCAAAACCCUGAUCUGGCUGCUAUCCACUAGAUACCCAGAGCGGUUAGGAGUGUGCCUGGUCGUCAAUGCCCCUAUGGUCUUCCAGGGAUGCUGGGCUGUCAUACGACCCAUGUUGAGUGACAUUACAGCACAGAAGGUUGUUUUCAUCAACGACGAGAUGGCGCUAGCCAACUACCUCUGCCCGGACGCCCUACCAGACAAUCUCUUUGAGGAGCUAAGCUGAACCCAGCACACAAAGCCCCCGUCAUGUCCAUCAGGAAGUGUGUUCAGUACAAACAUGACCAACAGAUAUUGAUGAUUACUUAAAGAAACUAAAAGCCAAAGUAGACCAAUAGUAUUCUAAGUGUCCACUUUCUCCAUCUAUGACAGAUGUUUCCACACUGUGCUUUCAAAAGCUGGUCCUGGGGUAGACUUGAAAUCAAGUCGGUAACUGGCCUGGUGUAGUCCACCUUCCUCGCGAUGCGUAUGUACCGGUGCGGUUCGGCGUGCAGUUUAAUAACGUGGGGGAACGGUCAGUGCAACCACGCUCCACAAUGGCCACGCAUCGUAUCCGGGCCAGAUCAUGAGUGCGGAAAGCUGAAUCACGAGCAACGGUGAACAGGCCCAGCAUGAAUUGUAAAACAACGCAGUAUGCUGGCUCAUAUCGGUUGUUCUGGAUGACAAACACAACUGACUAACAACUUGAUUUCAUGACUAGUCCGGGGGGAUCACAUUUUACCAGAUAUUCUGAAGGCAGGCAUUGUUUGAGAACAAAAAAAAUUGACAUCGUUGUAGGACGUUUCGUGGAUUGCACGAGCACUUUAUUUAACAGGCGAGUCGCCCUCGGGGCGUAGUGACGAUGUCAUUCUGGUUGUUCUCCAACAGUGCUUUCCAUUCUGAAAGCACAUAUAACAGCAAUUAAUACCUGACCCAAUCAGAAAUCGUAUAAAGAAAGUUUGCUGUUCCCCCAUUCUGACAGAAAGUUUAAAAAGAUGGAUGACCAACUGACAACGAAAGUGUGAAGGGUCAACUCAUUCAUAUGCUAGAGGGUCACAAAUCUGUUCUCAAUAAGUUCAUACCAAGUACUACUUCAGAACUUAUUAGUUGCAACAAUAUGUAGGAAUAACAGGACACUCCUUUUUAGGCAGGGUCACAAAAAGGUUUGACGACGACGACUUUCUCAUUAACGUUCAUUCAGACCUGCACAACAGGUGACUUAAGUGAUUUACAUGUUAGUUAUUUUUGUGAUUAUUUUAUGGGUAACUGAUUUUUACUCUGGUGGUGUUAGUGGGACUUACUGGAAUUGCAAAAUUAUUACUAAAAUGAGAUUAUCUUGAAUGAACAUCUCGGGUUCAGUUUUGUAUGGCAUCAGAUUUUGGGACUGACCCAGGUCUGCCCAGGGACGUGCCUACAGUUCUGUCAUGGGUCUGACUCCUUGAUUAAAGACAUUCUCCGAUAUGGAUUCCUUAGGUACUUGAAUAGAAAGUUUUCAGACAAGAAUUAAUAAUGAAUAUUUGUGAAAACAGUUCACUGUAGUAAUGUGGAUGUGUACAUGUAUGUGCCUUCAUGAAAGGCAUACAUUAGUAGUAAAUAUGAGAAGAUCGUGCAUACAUGUGAUUAGUUUUGCCCUCUGUCAAUGUUUUCAUUUUGGAAUUGCUCUGAUGGAAAUGUGUACAUGUAUUUAUUUUUAUAGCACAUUAAAUGUAAAUACAUUAAGAGCUGUGACAGAAAAAAGCUGGAAUUUUUUGCUUCAAGGUAACAAAACACUCUGGGAAAAGGUAUGUAUUUCAGUGAUUUUUUUUUACAGAGUGUUUAUUUUAAACGAUUACAAUUUCCAAAUAAAUUCCAGAAAUGACUCUCUGCAGCUGUUUGGAGAGUGUACACCAUUUUUCAUCUCCACACCAUUUUUCAUUAGAAUGACAAUUUUUAACAGAUACCCGUAGAUGUCUGUACAAAAUUGUGUCUACACAUGUGAACAUCAUGUCCUUUAAGCUGAGCCAAAAUGUACCAUGUGUGUGUGUAUUUUAAGAUUUUUGAUGCCUUUUUUCAUUGUAUUUCUAUUGUUAGUUUGGAUGAUAAUCACGUAGUUGGGUAGUAGAUAAAUUUAUGUAAAAAGUUGUUCCCGUGUUGAAUAAAUCCUCCAGAACACAAAAAAUGUAUAAAAAUC